UGACGAGGUUUCUGUAGAUUUCCUAUCCCUUUCCUUUCUGUUUUCGCAACCAACGAUUGUGCUGCAAGAACGGAAAAAAAAGGAGCGAGAAAGCGUCAUCAUGUGUGUGACCGGAUAUCUAAUCUAAUGAUUAACUGGAUGUAAGUUGUCGUCUUGUGGGUUUUGUCUUUUCCUCGGUAUUGAGCCACGCGACUGUCGUACACACACGCAAUGGCAGGCGGCGAUCGUUCGGACAUGGAGGUGGUGCCACGUGGCACCUCCUCCUCCUCCUCCUCGAAUGCCACCCCCCCCCAAUUUGAGACUUGGAAGGUCACUGUGGGCUCAUCUGGUGUCGCCGAUCUGGUUCUUAAUCGUCCCUCUAAGGCCAAUGCGUUAAACUCUGCCACGUGGAGGGAGCUCCCUCAAGCAAUGUCCUGGCUCGACACGUGUCCAGCUGCACACGUGGUGAUUUUAAAGGGGGCCGGCAAACAUUUCUGCUCUGGCUUGGAGGUGGAGGUACUCGCAGAGCUGAUGGCCAAGCUUCCCCGCGACUGCGAAGCCCGCAAGCGGGACGCCUUGAGACGUGCUAUCAAAGACUUCCAGCUAGCUUUCACUUCUUUUGAACGGUGUAGAAAACCGGUGAUUGCAGCCAUUCAUGGCGCGUGUAUUGGAGGAGGAAUAGAUAUGGUGACCGCAUGUGAUUUGAGGUAUUGCACAGACGACGCACAAUUUGCGGUGAAGGAAGUGGACCUGGCAAUCACUGCAGAUGUGGGAACUCUGCAGAGAUUACCGCACCUUGUUGGCCAUGGGAGAGCGAUGGAGUUAUCGCUAACAGGACGUGCGUUUGACGGGAAAGAGGCAGCUGCUCUGGGAUUGGUGAAUAGGUCGUUUGCAACGCAUGAUGCGCUGAUGACAGCAGUUGAGGAGAUGGCUGAGGACAUUGCCAGCAAAUCAUCCGUUGCAGUGGAGGGCACCAAAGCAAUUCUGUUGCAUUCUAGAGACCACUCUGUGGCAGAUGGGCUGGAUUACGUCGCGACUUGGAAUGCAGGCAUGCUUAUCUCCAAAGAUAUUGGUGAGUUGUUGAAAGCACGAUCACGGCAACGACCUCGACCUUCCUCCAAGCUGUAGAGGCCACCGUCCUGGUCUGAUGUCUUCCAACCUGUUCUCGACAGCCGGCGCA
Molecule: messenger RNA, 1159 nt
Organism: Chara braunii
Lineage: Eukaryota; Viridiplantae; Streptophyta; Charophyceae; Charales; Characeae
Source: the annotation of a GenBank genome assembly